This is a messenger RNA of Penicillium argentinense, 1065 nucleotides long. It is a transcript of the gene dspC, whose product is annotated as dual specificity phosphatase YVH1. Gene Ontology annotation, cellular component: nucleus. NCBI's taxonomy places the organism in Eukaryota, Fungi, Ascomycota, Eurotiomycetes, Eurotiales, Aspergillaceae. The transcript is spliced from 4 exons. Gene Ontology annotation, biological process: protein dephosphorylation. The record is from RefSeq and is a predicted model, not a curated record. The coding region runs from base 1 to 1065 and encodes 354 amino acids. Gene Ontology annotation, molecular function: protein tyrosine/serine/threonine phosphatase activity.
AUGGCUAUGAAUCAAAUCCCAGGCCAGAACAUUUACAUUUCUGGGAUUUACUGUAUGAAAAACAAAGCGGCGCUCGAGAGAGAGGGUAUAACGCAUGUUGUUUCCGUGUUGCGUCUCAACCCCGCCGAGGUCGACAAGACGUUCUCGUCUUAUCAGCACUUUGCUAUAGAUGCAGACGAUACAGACGAUGAAAACCUCUUGCAACACUUUCCCGAUGCAGUGCGCUUUAUCAAGUCCGCCGUCGAGGCAGGCGGCAAGGUCCUUGUACACUGUGCGAUGGGCAAGUCCCGGUCUACGGCUGUCUGUAUUGCCUACCUGCUCCACCAGAAGCCUAAUAUGCUCACACCGCAAUCCGCAUUGGAGAUCUUGAGGCAGUGUCGUCCCUUGUGCGAGCCUAACGACGGGUUUAUGGAGCAGCUGGCCCUCUAUCAUGAGAUGGGAUGCCCCGAGGACAUCACCGAGCACCCUGUGUACCAGCGUUGGCUGUACCGCCGUGAUGUCGAAGAAAGUGUGGCUUGCGGCCGUGCUCCUGAAAUGGAGUCGGUGCGCUUUGAAGAUGAGCAGCCAACCCAGUCCCAGAUCCAGGAAAAGCCUCCACAAGAGGUGGAAAUUAAGUGUCGCAAGUGCCGAAAAGGACUUGCAUCAUCAAAAUACAUGAUUCCCCAUGACGAGGAUAAGCGCAAUAACAGUAAGGCGAGACAGAAUACAGAGUGUGCGCAUGUAUUCCUCCACCCGAUGAAAUGGAUGAGCCCGAGUCUCUUUCCGUCGACAGAUGGCUCCAAGACCUCCAGUACAUACGACAGCGCCUCAGGAGACGCACCUCUAUCUGGCCGCCUGAUCUGCCCCAAUCCCACCUGUGGAUCAAACGUUGGUAAAUUCGCCUGGCAGGGCUUACAAUGUAACUGUGGCAGCUGGGUGGUGCCAGCCCUAGGCCUUGCGAAAGCCCGAGUGGACAUCGCCAACAAGGUGAACACUGCACGACCUCCAGCAGCCCUGGGUAUUCGCAUGCCUCCCGGGAUGCGGCCUCUAGAGCCCAAUGAUGGCUCUGGUCGUGGAAACCUUUGA